Spirodela intermedia is the source of this 3225-nucleotide messenger RNA. The record is from the annotation of a GenBank genome assembly. NCBI's taxonomy places the organism in Eukaryota, Viridiplantae, Streptophyta, Magnoliopsida, Alismatales, Araceae.
AUGGAAAGGAAAGCAAAGUACGGAUGGGCGGCGGCCGUUGUCUGCUUCCUGGUCCUGAUGGUUGUUACUCCCGCCAUCCCGCAGUCCCAAGAGUACCACCAAUUCGCGGAUCAACGCCGGCUGUUCUUAGGUGAUCGCGAGGGAGAUGAUUCGUGUUCCCGCGUCAAUAUAUUAAGUUUUUAUCGUGUUUUUAGAGUCUGAAUGCGGAGGGGCCGGCGUUCGGUCUCUUCGUGUUGAUCUGCAGCUCCUAUGUGCUCGAUUUUCGUAGAAAUUGGGAUCACUUAUUCAAUUCAUCGCGCGCGGCAAUGCAACAGCUGCGAAAUUUUCUUCGAUUGCGUGGUUUUGGAAGCCAGGUUUUGUUGACUUCUCUCCCCCCCUUUCUCUUGUCACAGGAAUACCUAACACCUUGAACGUGAUUUCAAAUUUUCCGUUCCUCGUGGUCGGGAUUAUCGGGCUUAUUCUAUGCUAUCACGGUAACUACUUCAUUUUAAGGUAAUCUUCGAUGUAUCUCCUUUUCGAUUGAAGGCCGCGACCUAGAACGCCGUUGUGAGUUUCCUAUUUUGGUUGCUCGUUGCCUUUGAUCUCCGGUUAGCUUGGAAGGUGAAAUCUGGGGCUGGACGUGUUUCUUCCUCGGAGUUGCGGCCGUGGCGUUCGGUUCUUCCUACUAUCAUCUCGAUCCAGACGAUGCAACUCUUGUUUGGGACCGUCUGCCUGUAAGCUUCUUCCCUUCACGAGUACGCCGAGCUUUUCUGCUGCUACUCUAAUCCGGUUGCAGAUUUUCCAUAAUGUUCAGUGUUGACAUCGUAAUUAACUUAUUAUCAAUCCGGUUGCAGAUUUUCCACAUGCAACCCAUCACGGAGCCCUUUGGAAAAACUAUAAGCUCGAUCUUUUUUCAGGAAUUACCUUUGUCCUUUGACUAGUAUCAAAAAUAGUCAAGCAUUGAUUCCAUUACUCAGAAAACUGACGCUAAGAUACAGUUUAGACUGUAGAGUAAGAUUCACGUAGAUAUGAAUAACUUGUAGCCGAGUUUAGUUCCACUGAAUCGAUAAGAAUGAAUACUCUCAUAGUAUUUCUCUCGAUAAGAAUGAAUACUCUCAUAGUAUUUCUCCAAGCUUCUAAUUAUUGUCUCUGGUGUCAUUCGCCAAUACGUCAAUCCCCAUCAGAUUGAUGCAUCUUCAAUCUCCAAGAGAAAAAAACUGUUGCAUGGUGCCAUUUUCCUCAAAAAUACUCUAUUUUGCUUUUUAAAAAAAUUAUACGGUGAUAUUCUUAUCCUGAGCCAAUUAUAUUUUAUUCGUUUCUGCUUCUACGUUUAUCAUCGAUAUCAAUAAACUCUCAAAUCUCAGAACAUCGAGAUUCUCAAUCCUAAAACUGUCCGAAUUACUGUCUUAAAAAAGUGUCCAGAAUUUACAGGCUAGAUGCAGAUGGAUAUGAUUUGGCUCCCUCUAUUUCAUUCUUCCUGAAUGCGACCGAAUAACAUGGACAAUUCUAUGAACACUGCUAGCCUUUUUUUUUUCCCCCAAUGAACAAGGUGGCAUCAAUCACUUCACAUCAAGUCUGCAAUGCAUUGUUCCAAUUAGGCAUGGGUAUACGUAUAUACCCAUUAAAACCCUCUGAUUGAUUGUUUGUUUAUCCAUUAAAUCUACCAAUUCUGGGAAUUUUCUAUUCUGGUCCACAGAGAUCUGUUUCGUGUUUAUACCAAUCUAGGUGAAAAUAUUGGCUAUUUUCUUUAUGAAUUUCGUAGUGGCCUAUGCUAUAUUAUCCACACAUAGUUCCUCAAGAACUUUAAGAAGCCUUUGAGGAAGAAUCAUGCAUUCUAUGGGAGCCAGGGAUUCGCCGCCCUACUAUUUAAAGUACCAUAAGCAAUCAAAAAAGUUUUGGUUAUGGAAACCGAGAAAGCUUUUCAUGUGCGAGAAAGCUUAUUUAACAGCUGACGGCUGCGCUUCAUAUGAUCUUCAGACUGAGAGUUGCUUCAGAUGGCAGUUCAUUCCAGGCCUUUUCAGUCUCACGGAAAGCAAGGAACAAAAAUAAUGCAACUCACGCAUUGGAAUAAUAUAUGGUGCUGUUGACAUUUUGCCCUGUGAUCAGAGUUGACUUUGCUCUGUCUUGCUUUAUUUAGCAUAUCAUCAGCAAUGGAAUAAGUAAUUAAGAUAUUUUGCUUCCAAUUAUUGAAUGAGGGAAGGGAGAAGAAAUCUGGUUCACCAGGACAGAGCACCCUUUUUACUAUCCACAGCGCCUAUGAUCUUAUUAGAUAGCGCUGCUGAUAUUUUGCCUCGUGAUCAAAGUUGACUUUUCUCUGUCUUGCUUUAUUUAGCAUAUCUGGAAUAAAUAAAUAAAAUAUUUUGCUUCCAAUUAUUUAAGGAGGGAAGGGAGAAGAAAUCUGGCUCACACAUGACAGGGCACUCUUUUUAUUAACCACAGCGCUUAUGAUCUUUUUAGAUGACAAUUGCAUUCACCUCCAUCGUCGCCAUCUUCAUCAUCGAAAGGGUCAACGAGACGACCGGAACCACAUCUAUCCUGCCUCUUGUUGCAGCGGGCGCCGUGAGCAUCUUAUACUGGAGGCAAGAACAUCCAUCACCUCAUCUUAUACUGCAACUUAGCCGCCUGAAACCUCUCUGUUCAUCAUGUUCACGAGAUCCGACGGCCUCUUCACAGGCUCUUCGACGACCUUCGUCCCUACGCAGUGGUUCAGUUCGUACCCUGCAUCGCAAUACCCGCCAUGGCAAUUUUGAUGCCCCCCGCUUACACCCAUUCGUCUUACUGGCUCUGGGCAGCAGGUUGACUAUUUCUUCUUUUGACUUUUCUUGGGUGUGAAGAACAUUUCGCGGGUGAGCGAAAGAUCAAGGGUUUUUUUUUCUUCUUUAAUGGGCAGGGUUUUAUCUGCUGGCUAAGGUGUUGGAGGCUGAGGACGUAGUGGUGUACAGGUGGACUGGCCACGUCAUCAGUGGGCACACCCUGAAGCACCUCAGCGCCGCAAUGGUGCCCGUCUUCUUGACCUUGAUGCUGGCAAAGAGGAGCGUCGAGCCCGACAGGUACGACGGCGGCGGUCCUCCACCAUCUUCUCUCCUCAUCCUCCAUAAGUCAACCCUCUUCCCGUCCACCCUGUGCAGGACGACGACCUUGCUGGACAAGUGGCGCCUCUCGUGGGUGAGGGUAAGCGAGAGGGGAUUCUUCAAGGCCGAGCGUCUCGACUGCGAGUACGCCGUCGUCUCCGGCAGGGAGGGGUGA